Molecule: messenger RNA, 702 nt
Organism: Capsicum annuum
Lineage: Eukaryota; Viridiplantae; Streptophyta; Magnoliopsida; Solanales; Solanaceae
Product: keratin-associated protein 6-2-like
Exons: 2
Source: RefSeq, a predicted model, not a curated record
AGCCACGACGACGAUGAGCACAAAUCCGGAUAUGGAUCUAGUUAUGGCGGAAAAAAUAGUACUCAUGACUCUGAUGUGUACGGGUCCGGUGGAUAUGGGACCAAAAUCGUAACUGGUCAUGCAAAGAAAAGCAAAUACAAGGAUAAGAGUUCAAGUUACGGGUCUGGUUACGGAAAUGACUCUGAUGGACGUGGGACCAAAAUCGUAUCCGGUCAUGCAAAGAAAAGUGGAUAUGAGGAUAAGAGUUUAGGUUAUGGGUCUGGUUAUGGAAAUGAAUCUGGUGGAUAUGGGACAAAAAUCGUAUCAUAUUAUGGGUCUGGUUUAAGAAAUGACUCUGGUGGAUACAGGACUAAAACUGUACCAGAUUAUGAGUCUGGUAGAUAUGAGACCAAAAAUGUUUCCAGUUAUGCAAAGAAAAGUGAAUAUGCGGAUAAUAGUUCGGGUUAUGGGUUUGGUUACGGAAAUAACUCUAGUGGAUAUGGAACUAAAACUGUAUCGGAUUAUGGGUCUGGUUACGGAAAUGACUCUGGUGGACAUGGAACCAAAAUAGUAUUCGGUCAUGCAAAGAAAAGUGAAUACGGGGAUAAGAAUUUGGGUUACGGGUCUGGUUAUAAAAAUGACUCUGGUGGACAUGGGACCAAAACCGUAUCCGAUAAUGCAAAGAAAAGUGGAUAUGAGGAUAAGAGUUUGUUACGAAAAUGA